Xyrauchen texanus (razorback sucker) is the source of this 1906-nucleotide messenger RNA. RefSeq names its product PRP31 pre-mRNA processing factor 31 homolog (yeast) (gene prpf31). Gene Ontology annotation, cellular component: U4 snRNP; precatalytic spliceosome; U4/U6 x U5 tri-snRNP complex. Gene Ontology annotation, biological process: mRNA splicing, via spliceosome; spliceosomal tri-snRNP complex assembly. The transcript is spliced from 14 exons. NCBI's taxonomy places the organism in Eukaryota, Metazoa, Chordata, Actinopteri, Cypriniformes, Catostomidae. The record is from RefSeq and is a predicted model, not a curated record. The coding region runs from base 139 to 1668 and encodes 509 amino acids.
AAAGAAGUGACGCCCUCAAUCUGCGACUUCAACGUUAUAAGUGCGUUGUUUGGUGUGCGCACGUUAAAAUAUCGUUGGUUCUUUUUGAAUUAUUGACAUUUUCUUUUGAGGUGUGAAGACAAAGAACUCUCUAAAAAUAUGUCUUUAGCAGACGAGCUGCUAGCGGAUUUGGAGGAGGCAGGAGAUGAAGAAGACGGGCUGUAUGCCGGUGGGGAUGGCGGUGAUAGUGAUGGGGAGCCCGGGGAGAGUCAAACUGUUAGGGGUCUGGAGGACAUACCGGAGGAGAUGGAGGUGGAUUACAGUGGGACGGAGAGUGUCACAUCCAUAGCUAAACUAAGACACAGCAAACCAUUUGCUGAAAUCAUGGAUAAAGUUAGUCAAUAUGUUGGAAAUCAACAGAAGAAUUCAGAAGUGUCUGGACCUGUUGAGGCAGACCCAGAGUACAGACUCAUUGUUGCCGCCAACAAUCUGACAGUGGAAAUAGAUAAUGAACUUAAUAUCAUUCACAAAUUUGUUCGUGACAAGUACUCCAAAAGGUUUCCAGAACUUGAGUCUCUGGUGCCAAAUGCAUUAGACUAUAUCAGAACGGUUAAGGAGCUGGGCAACAAUCUUGAAAAAUGCAAAAAUAAUGAGACCCUCCAGCAGAUCCUGACCAAUGCCACCAUCAUGGUGGUCAGUGUCACAGCCUCAACCACACAAGGGACGAUGCUUGGGGAUGACGAACUCCAACGAUUGGAGGAGGCAUGUGACAUAGCCCUAGAGCUCAACCAAUCAAAACAUAGGAUCUAUGAAUAUGUGGAAUCCAGAAUGUCGUUCAUUGCUCCUAAUCUUUCAAUAAUAGUUGGAGCAUCAACUGCUGCUAAGAUCAUGGGUAUUGCUGGUGGGCUGACUAACCUGUCCAAGAUGCCUGCGUGUAAUCUGAUGUUGCUGGGAGCUCAGCGGAGGACUCUUUCUGGAUUCAGCAGCACUUCCCUUCUGCCCCACACUGGCUACAUCUACCACUGUGACGUAGUACAGACUCUGCCUCCAGAUCUGAGGAGAAAAGCUGCUCGUCUGGUUUCAGCUAAAUGCACUCUGGCAGCUCGUGUGGACAGUUUCCAUGAGAGUGCAGAUGGCAAGGUUGGCUACGACCUGAAAGAGGAGAUUGAGCGAAAGUUUGAUAAAUGGCAGGAGCCCCCACCAGUCAAGCAGGUAAAGCCUCUUCCAGCACCCCUAGAUGGACAGAGGAAGAAGAGAGGAGGAAGGAGGUAUCGUAAGAUGAAGGAGAGGCUGGGUCUGACAGAAAUUAGGAAACAUGCAAACAGAAUGACAUUCGCUGAGAUCGAGGAUGAUGCUUAUCAGGAGGAUCUGGGCUUCAGUCUCGGUCAGCUUGGAAAAUCGGGCAGCGGCAGGGUGAGACAAGCUCAGGUCAAUGACUCCACCAAGGCCAGAAUAUCCAAGUCUCUACAGCGGACAUUGCAGAAGCAGAGUAUGACUUAUGGUGGGAAAUCCACUGUCAGAGACCGAUCCUCUGGAACCAGUUCCAGUGUGGCGUUCACUCCAUUACAGGGACUGGAGAUUGUGAACCCACAAGCUGCAGAGAAGAAGGUGGCAGAAGCCAAUCAGAAAUAUUUCUCCAACAUGGCUGAGUUCCUCAAGGUGAAGCGAGAGAAAGACGACAAGGUGUGAGGUGGCGUGUUAGACAGCCUGGAGCAGCUGGAAAGCACAAGGAUAUAUGAUUUCUGUGCAGAGACCAACUUGUACAUCUAGAUUUUUUUUGUUUUUCUGAUGUUUUUAAGAAAUGUAUACUAGGAAAUUGUGCAGGUUGUUUUCAUCGUUGUACACAAUUCUUUAUUUUUUAACAAUUUUGGACCGCUAAUUAAAAUGCUGUAAAUUAUGCAUUGAUUAAAGUUGAUCUAGUUCUGUA